Messenger RNA from Struthio camelus australis, 4343 nucleotides. Lineage: Eukaryota; Metazoa; Chordata; Aves; Struthioniformes; Struthionidae. The record is from RefSeq and is a predicted model, not a curated record.
AUGUCUAGCCGUGUGUAUAAUAUACUUGGGGUAUUUUCUGCUAAUCUUGUGUUUUAUCUUUCCUUUCUCAGUCAUAUAGAAAAAAUUACAACAUGGCAAGAUCCUCGAAAAACUAUGAACCAGCCACUGAAUCACAUGAGCCACCAUCCUGCAGCUACUUCCACACCAAUGCCACAGAGGUCUAUGGCAAUGUCUCAGCCAAAUCUCGUUAUUCCAGGUCCUGUCCAAGUGACCAGCUGUGUGUUAAGUCCUUGGAUGCCUCAGCAGUCUUUGCCCAGAGACAAUCAGCGGGCUGUAAUUGCUGUGCCCGAAGCUUUCACACGACAAGAACAAUACACCAAAUAGCGGCCGGCACAGCCAUUCCAGAGGGAGAGGGAGCGCAUCAGGAUGCGGCAGGAGGAGCUGCUGCGGCAGGAAGCUGCACUAUGCAGACAGCUGCCCAUGGACUCAGAAAACAUGGCCCCAGUUCAGACUGCUGUGAACACCCCUGCAAUGACACAAGACAUGAGACCCAUUACAAAUAAUGGAUCAGAUCCUUUCCUGAACAGUGGGCCAUACCACUCCAGGGAACAGAGCACAGACAGCGGCUUAGGACUGGGGUGUUACAGUAUACCAACAACACCUGAAGAUUUCCUCAGCAACGUAGAUGAGAUGGAUACAGGAGAAACCGUAGCACAGACGACAAUGAACAUAAAUCCACAACAAACACGUUUCCCUGAUUUUCUCGACUGUCUUCCAGGAACAAAUGUUGAUCUUGGGACUUUGGAGUCAGAAGACUUGAUCCCUAUCCUCAACGAUGUGGAGUCAGUACUCAACAAAAACGAGCCCUUCCUUACUUGGCUGUAAUCAUCCAUUAUUUAAUGCUGAUUCAGCCCGUAAUGCAAUUCAACAUUUCCUUUUCCUCUUGAAAUAGAGGCAGAGCAUCUGAAAAUCCUCAGAGAUACAACUUGCUGCCUUAAUGACUUUUGUUAUAUCGUCCUUAUGGUCAAUUUAAUCUCUGCCUGGAUUUGAUUGACAGUAACUUAAAUAUAAUGUCUAUUCCUCACUUUAGAAAACCCUCUACUUUAUACGUCUGUAGACUUUUUUUCCCCCCCCUUUACAGAUCAGGCAGAAAUGUUUCACUUUCAGGACAGAAAGUGGGUUGCGUGUGCAUAUCCCUAUCUGUCCUAAUGGGUGUUGGUUAACAUCACAAACUCUUACUGAAUCACAAAACGUAACUGCUAGGUCACUUGGUUCAAAAAACCUGCCCAACCUUGGACCAUGAGAGCAGUUUUAUUACUAUAUUUAUGACAACAGUAUCAAAAGCUUUUAUAUCGAUUUCCUUAAGCUUUAAAAAUCUUUUCAUUAAUAGUAAAGCUGUGCUGUAUGGAAUGUAGAUUAAAUCUGAUCCAUAUCAGCUAUAAUAAUUCUCAUUAUACAUUUGUAAAGGCACAAGCAGUACUAUUGCAAUUUCUUUUUUUCAGUACAUUACUGUAUAGUUUCCAGAUAAUAAAUGCUUCCAAUUUGAUAGUAGCAGAAUUGUUUAAUAACAGUUUUACACUACUAUAUUGUUGUAAAAUAAACCAGGUUGGUACUAACUACUGCCUUAAAAAAAGUGAUUAUAACAAGCAAUUUUUAAAUGGAUCUUAGAUUUUGAUGUUUAUUAUAUUAAGCACUACAGUUUUGUAAUUUAACAUAUGAACAAACAAUUUUUUUAUAUGAAUCUGUGGCAAAUAUCUUAAAUGCAAAAAUAUACUUUUAAAAUCAGGACAGAAGAAUGUGGCACAACUUGGUAAUAUCAUAUGCAGUGGGAAAAAUCGUUGCUCAGUGUUUUCAGGAGUAAUGUUUUUAACUGACAGUGUUAAACUGUGCAUGUAACUGUAUACAUGAGAGAAGAUGGUCACUUUAUCAGAGCAAUGCUAAGCAGUGUUGUUACUUGUCUGGUAAAGUUGCUUAGUUCGUAACUCUUCUGCUUACUCGCACUGGAGUACAGGACACGAGGCACGUUCUUGGUAUUCCUACCUAUUGUAUACCCUAUAAAGGCUUCUUUAGCAGAUGUUUGGGACUGAGAAGGCAUCAAGGACAUUACACAUGCCGUUCCCCUGAAAUGCAAAUGAAGUCCUGAAAUUCUUAAAUAUUUUGAACUUAUAUUAUUUAUAAUCUAUGAAUUUAAGCUUUUUAUAUUGAAAAAUGUGCCUUUUUAUGAAAGGCAUUGAAACACUUCUCUGAGCUUGAUCCAGACUAUGUGGAGAGAGCAAGAGAUGUAGCACUCAGUGUAAAUGUGUGUUUGUCAGGUCUAAUAAAAUUAACGAGAUCUUACCAAUGCACCAGAAUAUUGAUCAAUAAAGAUUUUUUUCCAUCUGGUUGGAGGAAGGUAGGUGAAAAGGUCAGAGAUGAAGUGAGGGGAAUAUGCAGUAGAUUUGGGAGAUGAAUGAUGAUGUUACAGCUGGGUGGCUGCAGAUAGGGACACACAGAGAUGAAUCACCAGUGAUCAGUACAAAAUAUGACCGAAGAACUUAAUACAAAAAACUACCUGCUGGGUUCACCAGAGGACGAAAGCUAAAAUAUACACACCGAACUUUUUAAAAAGAGAGGAAAGGCAAAGACCUAGAGCAAUGAAGGUGUACUACGCAGAGAAGAGUAGCUCUUUUUAUGUUUCUUUUUUUAACUACAAAAUGAGAUGUGACAGCAGAGUUGUGUCUGCAGAGAAUUUAAUUACUGAACGGGCAUUGUUUUUCUUUUAUUCUUUUUUGGGGAGGGUUUUUUUUUUAAUUACUUUAUUUUUGCUAGAGCUGACCAUUGAGCUAGCAGAACAUUCUUUUAAAAAAACAAGGGACCGAGCAGGCCUGACCAAUGUUACUGUAAUUACAAUUAAUCUCUUUCUCUCUUAAAGAUUGCUUCAGGUUGUCAGCUUAAAUGAAAACCAGACGGUCCUAGGGCUUUGUUCUUUAGUUACAUAACUGACUGACUGUGUUUGGGUUGAAGAAUUGGAGAUUUUUGGCAUCUGAUUGUGAAGCUAAAACUUGUAAGGCCAACGUUUCAGCGCUGCGUUCUUGGCCUAGGAAGGUGAAAGCCGUUGGUGCUAGAACGAUUUGCAGCAGCUACAGAUCUGAGCCCUGGUAUGUUCAGCUGAUAGUGCGCAUCAUUAGAUUAAGUUCAGAAAAUGCAGUUUGUGCAUUUGCUAGUAAAUCAGUACUUUUGCGAAUUUAAGUUUUGUCAUAAUAAAACAUAUCGCAAGCAGAUCAGGUUCUCAGCUGGUGUGCAUUAGCUAACAUCUCUUGACUCCUGUUUGGCUGCCCUGAUUUUCAGCAGCUGGAGGCCGGACUCCGUGCUUGUAGCACUUACAAUGAAAACGGAUGCAGUUUUCUAACAAAAUCGCACAUGAUAAGGUGCUUAUCAGAAUCGUUAUGAAGCUAGAGGUCUGAUUCCCCUUUCAUUGGUGUUUCAGGAGUUAGGUGUCCAGGUUCAAAGGCCUUACAGAGGUCAGUUUGAAACUUUUCAUGUUACUUUGAUAAUAAAACAGCAACAGAGUUGAACAGGAAGGUGCUAUGUGAAACACUACUUCCAGGAUAAAGCAGCUGCCAAAAUCUUAGGUCAGACCUUUAUUCAAUCCUGAACCAAAUCACGGUUCAGUUAAAAGUGAUUCUUUCCACAGUAAGCUUUUCCUUCUGGAAAGGAGAGAAUGCAUCAGAUGAAGUCAAGCAACAACAACGUCUAGUUUGAAAGUUCUCUUUUUUUUCCAAGUUUCUGGUUUUAAACAGCCUUCUGGCAGAACUCCAAGUAUUCAAAACAUACAUAAUUCUUUUGAAACUAAAUUUAUUGCUGACACUAUUUCACUGUAUUAUUUCAGGUUGUGAAAUUACAUUUACUUUACUAAAUUUACACUGUAUACUUGUAGUAUAAAUACAAUAAAUACGCCAGCUGGACAGUUGUACUGUUGACUAUCGCUGAGGAUGGCAUACGUAAAUGCUAGCGAUACAAAAGUAAUGGGAUAUUGUUAAUUACAGCUUGUAUUCUGGCAACACUAUUAGAAUGUAACUUGGGGAAGGACUGGGUUUGACUUUUGAAAACAAAUGCUAGCUGAGGGAAGGGGAGGAUUAAAAUGUCCACUUUAAAAACAGGAAAAUAUGGGUGUUGAAACUUUUUUCCUAAUAUACUACAUCCAUGUAUGUGCUAGUACUUUAACUUUUUUAUUUACUUUUUUCAUUUUGUUAUAUGACAUGUGUGAGCAUUGGUUUUUAAUUUAGAAUACUUUGCAUACAGAUUGUAUGCAUCAAAAGCAGUCAGAUCAAACUGUUGUAUCCAGGGUUUGAUUCUGUUUUUUAUUUCUUUGAUCUUGUACGUGAAAAAUAAAUAUAAAUGAA